GUAGGUUCUUCUGAAACAGUCUGUGGUUAAAACUCAGAUUGCAAAAGAAAAUGAAGAGUGAGCGGGAAAUGGAGGGAGAUAUUUUAAAUAGAACUGGUUCUGUUUACAUGAAUACAAAUAAGAGGUAUAAUGCAAUUCUAAUCCAGCUUCUCUUGCUGAGUGAAGGACUUCCUGCUGUUGUAUUUGGACACAUUCGUGUUCAGACCACCACAGAGGGACAAGACAUAGAAGUAAAAUGUCAGUUUAAAAAGUCUGGACAUAAAAGACUCUUCUGUAAAACUUACUGUGAUAAAAACGAAAACAUUUUGGUGGAGACUACAGGAGACAGAGGUGAGAAAGACAGAUACAGUAUUCAAUAUGAUGUACAAACCAAUAUAAUGACUGUGGGAAUCAAGAAGGUGCAGCUGUCUGACUCUGGACAAUACCAGUGCAAGUUGGAAAGGACUUUUUGGUUUAAUAGCAUGUGGUCUGAUGCCGAAGAUACAUUUCAGAUUAGCGUCCUCAAAGUGAAAAAACCUACUCCUCGUGUCCCUCCUGUGAUCCAAACAACAACUGCAGUCAGACCCACACAGAGGCCUGGUCCAAGUCCUAGUCCGGAUUCAAACUCUAGCGCCACCACCAGACCUGAACAUGAACUACAGUCUGAGGCUCCACACAGAUCUUCACAAACAGGUUCUGUGCUGUACAUUGGAGUGACUCUUGCAGUGAUUCUGAUGAUCUUCUCAGUUGUUCUUUUAAUAUUUUACUGCAAAAAGAAAGAAAACAAACCCACAGAGUUUGCGGUGAACAGAGAGUUGGGGGAAGUUCCAGAGGGGGACAGGGAGUACGAGGAGGUGCCGGAGCGACAGGUGCAGAGCACAUCUGACAGGGGUUCUGACAUUUACAGUUUGGCCUCAGCUCCAGCUCACACACAGGUGGACUCAGGGCUGUACUCUGAGGUGGCAGACUUCAGCAGGAACAGCGCCCCCCACAGUCGGGCUGAGGCAGUGAUCUACUCUGCAGUGCAAACUCAAGACACUCCACUGUACUCCAACUUUUCUGCUCUGCAAUAAUAGUUAAAGCUCCCACAUGAUGCUUUGAGGAUAUCUUUACAUUGAUUCUUGUGUAUUUAAUGUUUAUGUUUGGUUCAGUUGUUUAGCAGGUGAAUUAUAUAAAACAAUAGACUAUAUAAUUCACCUGUAAUUGAAUAUCUUUUAAAUGGAGCUAGUGUAAACUCAGCCUGGAAGACCAAACUGUGCUUCCAUCUACCAACACCACUUCACCUGCUCCUCAGUCUUCAUAACCUCACUCCAAUGACUCCUCCUCUCACCUCCUCUUCAUCCAAUCAGCAUCCAGUCUGCUCAGUUUAAAUCUCGUCCCCAGCGCUCCCUUGUCUUCUCAUCCUCUCAUCGUCUCCUUCACUCUCCUCGGCUUCACCUCCACCACCUCCAGGGUCCAGACCCCGGGGGGAAGACAUCUCCUAAACAUCAUCUAACCGACCACAUCCUCCAUCGUAAUGUCUUCUGCUGGAGUCUGAGCGCCAAAGAUAACUCAUUCAAUAAAGUUUAUACUAACACUU
Molecule: messenger RNA, 1558 nt
Organism: Boleophthalmus pectinirostris (great blue-spotted mudskipper)
Lineage: Eukaryota; Metazoa; Chordata; Actinopteri; Gobiiformes; Gobiidae
Exons: 7
Coding region: 51-1052 (333 amino acids)
Source: RefSeq, a predicted model, not a curated record